This is a messenger RNA of Medioppia subpectinata, 1784 nucleotides long. NCBI's taxonomy places the organism in Eukaryota, Metazoa, Arthropoda, Arachnida, Sarcoptiformes, Oppiidae. The record is from the annotation of a GenBank genome assembly.
GUGGUUGUAAUUGAUGUUUAGCCCAAUUGUGAGGCGUUUUCAUUGAGUGAUCGCAGCAUUCAUUCAUCGAUUUGAGUGAAGCGUCCGCUCAUCUGAUCUGCGCUUAACUCUUGUGUCCACACAAUCGACACAACAGUCGGAUAAUGAGAUAAUAAGCCAACACUUGAAGACCACAAUCGGGAUCAGAGACAUCGCACGACACAAUGAUUGGCGGACUCUUCAUAUACAACCAUAAGGGAGAAGUACUCAUCUCAAGAGUAUAUCGCGAUGACAUCGGACGUAACGCUGUGGACGCGUUUCGGGUGAAUGUAAUCCACGCGCGACAACAGGUGCGGUCGCCGGUGACUAAUAUGGCCCGAACCUCGUUCUUCCACAUAAAACGUGGUAACAUAUGGUUGGCUGCGGUGACCAAACAGAAUGUGAACGCGUCGAUGGUCUUCGAGUUCCUGCUGAAGAUGUGUGAAGUAAUGCAAUCAUAUUUCGGCAAAAUUAGCGAAGAAAAUGUGAAAAACAAUUUCGUACUCAUCUAUGAAUUGCUGGACGAGAUCCUCGACUUCGGGUAUCCGCAGAACACCGACACCGGAAUACUUAAGACAUUUAUCACUCAAACCGGCAUUAAGUCGGCCACGAAGGAGGAACAGUCACAGAUCACAUCUCAGGUGACCGGACAGAUAGGUUGGCGACGAGAGGGCAUUAAAUACCGUCGCAACGAGCUAUUCCUCGAUGUCCUCGAAUACGUGAAUCUUCUUAUGUCACCACAAGGCCAAGUGCUGUCGGCACACGUAGCGGGCAAAGUGGUGAUGAAGUCAUACCUGUCGGGAAUGCCUGAAUGCAAGUUCGGAAUCAACGACAAGAUAACGAUGGAAAGUAAGGGCAAACAGACGCAGUCAGCGGCGUUGGACGACCCGUCGCGCCCGACCACCACUACCAGCAAGUCUUCAAUAGCCAUCGAUGACUGUCAGUUCCAUCAGUGCGUCAAACUGUCUAAGUUUGAGUCGGAACACGCCAUCAGUUUCAUACCACCCGAUGGAGAGUACGAACUGAUGCGCUAUCGGAUCACAAAAGACAUAUCGUUUCCAUUCCGGAUCAUACCAUUGGUGCGAGAGGUCGGCCGAACCAAAAUGGAGGUCAAAGUGGUCCUGAAGUCUAACUUUAAGCCAUCGCUUAUCGGCCAAAAGAUUGAGGUGAAGAUCCCGACCCCACUCAACACCAGUGGCUGUCAAUUGAUUUGCAUGAAAGGAAAGGCCAAAUACAAGGCCAGUGAGAACGCCAUUGUCUGGAAAAUCAAACGAAUGGCUGGUAUGAAAGAGACACAACUGAGCGCUGAGAUCGAGCUGUUAUUGACGGACACGAAGAAAAAAUGGAACCGACCGCCCAUUUCCAUGAACUUUGAGGUGCCGUUCGCGCCGUCGGGACUCAAAGUCCGGUAUCUGAAGGUUUUUGAGCCGAAACUCAAUUAUAACGAUCACGACGUUAUCAAAUGGGUUCGUUAUAUCGGCCGAAGCGGUCUCUAUGAGACCCGAUGCUGAGCGCAUCCGACCAGCGGCUCUGUGGCCGACCAUCGAUCGCUUCAAACGGAUAUAUUGUUCUCUCACUUCUCUCUCUCUCACACGAACUAAUGGCUUGUUUUAUGUCAUUCCAGUGACUCUUCUCUCAGUUUUAUUCUCCCAAAAAACAUAACAAAAUAUGAGUUAAAUAAUCGUUUAAAGCAAUUUAUUACCAAUUAUUAUGUGAUUUAUUAAUUAUUUUUUCUGUUUUUCUAAACUAAAUGUUUUUUGUUUCUC